Fusarium oxysporum Fo47 is the source of this 2186-nucleotide messenger RNA. RefSeq lists its product as uncharacterized. Gene Ontology annotation, molecular function: oxidoreductase activity; zinc ion binding; ubiquitin protein ligase activity. The transcript has 5 exons. The coding region runs from base 70 to 2154 and encodes 694 amino acids. NCBI's taxonomy places the organism in Eukaryota, Fungi, Ascomycota, Sordariomycetes, Hypocreales, Nectriaceae. The record is from RefSeq and is a predicted model, not a curated record.
CGAAAUCAUAUUUCCCAUCUUCCACAGAUCUUUCUCAAAUCAUCCCAAGACAAACCAAAAUUCAUCAGAAUGGGGUCUGCCAGUGUGCAUUCAACUAGAGUUUUGCGUUCUGCUGCUCGUGAGAACAUCAAGACGCCGCAAGAGCCAGUCUUACCAGAUCUGAUUAACACGGUCAAAGCGGGUCAACCAUUCCAGAAAGCUACGAGCAUCCAGGAAGAUGCACUCUUGCCACCAACACCAAUGAAGCGCAAAGCCCAUGAAAUCACGGAAGAAGAUGUCUCGUAUCAAGCUGAGAAGGAGAAGAAAGUAAAGAAACCAAAAGCCACAGGUGAGGAAAAACGGCUUCGCAGGUUCAGACCUAAGCCACCUCAGUCUUUCCAUGAGAUCUACGACCGGGCUCUUUCUCAGCGCUUUUACGUGCUUAAUCGCGCCAGAGGAGGAACCCAGGAUUGCCCUGAGGAAGAUGUUGAGAUGACCGGAUCCACGGGAAAUAUCUACACGGUUCAUGUUGGAAAACAGCCGCGAUGUACGUGCCCUCACCAUGAGAAGGGCCAUCAGUGCAAGCACAUCCUCUACGUCAUGAAGCAAGUUCUGAACGCGCCUUUUGAUCUCGUCUAUCAACUUGCGCUUCUGAGCACCGAACUUCAAGCAAUCUUUGCCUCAGCACCUCCCAUUUCUGCACCCGGACAAGGAGAGUCCGACAAGCGCAAGCCCAUCGAUGGCGAUUGUCCCAUCUGCUACUGUGAGCUUGAUGAGAAGAACCAAGAGUCUAUUGUUUGGUGCGCUGCCGCCUGUGGUCAGAACAUUCACGAGGAGUGUUUCAGAAUGUGGGCGCAGACGAAGCCCAGUGGGAACGUGACUUGUCCCAUGUGUCGCAGUGUCUGGAAGGGCGACGAGAAGCUUGUUGCACGCGUCCAGAAGGAUAAAGGUGCCGUGGAGGAGGGGUAUGUCAAUGUUGCGGACCAGCUUGGCAUCAGUCGUGACAGAGAUGAGUCGACCUAUUCGCGAUGGUAUGGAAUCCACCAGAGACGUCGAGACCCAAAUUGGGAGGUCAUGAUGUCGAAACUACCAGCCACCACUCGAACUCUUGUUGCACCAAAGAAGUGUCUUCCAGCAGAGUACACGGUCAUAGAGCAACCUAUACCAAAAAUCACCAAGCCAAAUAAGCUUCUUCUCCGUAUGAAAGCUGUUGCCAUCAACACUGGUGAAACACAGUUUGCAUCUGGACAGUUUGACUUGCUCUACAAGGCCUCGAACUUCCCGAUCCCAUUUGGAAUCGAAGGCUCUGGCGUAGUUGUAGAGAUUGGUCCUGCAGUUACAGAGUUCAAAGUUGGAGAUGCAGUCUACGGCAUGGAGUUCGAGAAACCUCAUCUCUCUAGACCCCCUGCAGCUUGGGCCUCGACAUAUGCCGUGACAGAACCACAGUUCCUUCAUAAGAAGCCAGAUCAUGUAUCUUUUGAAGAAGCUGCUGCUGUCCCAGCUCUGGCAAUAACUGCGUACCAGAGUAUCAAGCGUGGACUGCAGCUUCAAGGAAGAGAUAGUCUAGCAGGACAGACUGUUUACAUACCCGCUGCUCUCAGUGCAUCUGGCAAUACAGCUAUCCAGAUUGCGCGGAACUAUUUUGGUGCUGAGAAGAUCAUUUCUACUGUAUCGACGCCAAAGAUGGGCUUGGUCGAAGAAUAUCUUCCUGGAAUGGUCACUCAACUGUACGACUAUAAAACCCAAGACAUCGUCAAGCUCAUCGGCCGCGGCACCGUCGACUUUGCAAUAAGCACCCAAUUCUCCACCCUCAACGAAAGCAUCUCUAUCCUCAAAUCCGACGGUAUUCUAAUGAGCAUCGCCAGCAUCCCCAAGAGUGAAGUCAUGGUAGAAAUGCUCGGUCCGAAGUUCCCCGCAUGGCUUGGCUGGGUUCUUGAUCUCUUGCAGUACUGGUACUCGUGGAAGCUGCGUGGUACAAAGAUUCAGUAUGAGUUUAUAUCGGGGCAUCCAGGACAUCGGGGCGACAUGGAGGUUGUGGCGGAUAUGGUUGCCAAGGGGAUGGUCAAGGCUGUUCAUACGGCGGUGGAUUUGGAUGAUUUGGAGGAGGUGAGGAGGGGGUGUGAGAGGACUUACAAGAGUAAGGGAGGGAUUGGAAAGUUUGUGGUUCGUCCUUAGGGGGGGGGGGGAGAUAUCAGGUUUUGUGGUCU